Molecule: messenger RNA, 2202 nt
Organism: Mercenaria mercenaria
Lineage: Eukaryota; Metazoa; Mollusca; Bivalvia; Venerida; Veneridae
Product: heat shock 70 kDa protein 12B-like
Exons: 7
Coding region: 185-1933 (582 amino acids)
Molecular function (GO): ATP binding; ATP-dependent protein folding chaperone
Source: RefSeq, a predicted model, not a curated record
AAAAAGGAAGUUCAACCUUUUAUGGUUUCGUGGAAUUCUUUCUUAAAUUAUUAAUAAAGUCAAAUAACGCAUGCGCCCUUUGAAUGACCGCUGUGGUGGUUAUAGCGUUGAGCAGGAGGAAAUUUUGUGAAUAAAGGAAAAAUUUUGAUACAGCGUGAAAAGACAUAGUUUACAAUAGAAGGAAAUGGAUCCGCUGGCUGUUGUAGCCAUUGAUUUUGGAACAACAUAUUCGGGAUGGGCGUUUUCUUUCCGACACAACUAUGAACUGGAUCCUACAAAGGUUUAUUCGAAGACAUGGGUAGGAGGAACGCAUAUCUCACGGAAAGGUAUCGGUCCAACAUGCAUUUUGAUUAACCCCGAUGGAAAAACAGCAGACUCGUUUGGCUAUGAUGCAGAAAGUAAAUAUGCCGAAAAAGCCGAGGAAAACGAACAAGACCAAUGGUUCUUCUUCAAAAGAUUUAAAAUGCUCCUUUUUAAAGACCAGGGGAUAACAAGAAGUGCUACACUUGAAGAUGAAAGUGGUAAGAAACUUCCAGCCAUGACGGUAUUUUCACUAUCUAUUGAUUACAUCAAAAAGAAUGUUUUAGACACAUUGAACAAACAAGUCGACAACAGUUUGGAGGUUGAUGAAAUACACUGGGUACUUACUGUCCCAGCAAUAUGGAAUGACGCGGCAAAACAGUUCAUGAGGGAAGCAGCCCAGAAGGCUGGAAUACCAGGGAAGAACCUUACAAUUUGUCUUGAGCCAGAAGCCGCUUCUAUUUAUUGUCGCCAUCUUCAGGUGUCGAAAUCGCAGGCUGAUGGAGAAAAGACAUCGUUAGCACAAUUUUCGUCUGGUACAAAAUAUCUGGUGCUUGACGCUGGAGGUGGAACUGUUGACAUCACUGUACAUGAAGUCACUACAAGCGGUGAGUUAAAGGAACUACACAAGGCAAGUGGAGGGGCGUGGGGUGGAAUUCAAGUAGACAAAGCUUAUGAAGCGUUCAUUUCCAGUAUCAUAGGUAGACAUGUUAUAAUGCAAUUCAAAAAGCGGCAUUUGGAUGACUACAUUGAAAUAUUCCGGGAUUUUGAAAUAAUAAAGCGUGAAAUUUCCCCAUCUAAACAAGACAAAAUUACGUUCCGAAUUCCCGCCAGCCUUUCCGAACUUUGCUGCGAAAUGACUGGAAAAGACUUGAAAACAUUGAUUUUACAGUCACCUUUCAGUGGACAAAUUAGAGUAGCGACCGAUAAAUUAAAGGUACAUGCAGAUGUUGUCAGGGAAUUCUUUCAUCCAUCUGUAAAAAACAUUAUCGAUCUCGUUGUCUCUUUACUGAAAGAGCCUCCAGCCCUUGGAUGCGUUGCUAUUCUAAUGGUCGGAGGGUUCUCCGCAUCAUCCAUGCUACAAGAGCGUGUUCGAAAGGAAUUUCCAAACCUCAGAAUAAUUGUUCCAGAGGAGGCUGGCUUAGCGGUCCUAAAAGGAGCUGUCAUCUUCGGUCAUGAACCGACUGCAAUUAAUGAACGGAUCAUUAGGUACACAUAUGGAACCGGCUCCAUCCACAAGUACGACAAACGUUGCCAACAUCCAACCGGAAGAGUUGAACGUAAAUCAAAUGGAGAACUGGUGUGUUAUGACAUUUUUAACAUACAUGCUUCUGAGGGUCAGUCAAUCAAACUCAAUGAAGAACAACCGGAAUUGAUUUACACACCGGCUGAAGAUGGACAGGAUUGUAUUGGUUUCGAGAUAUAUUCGUCACCAAAAAAACAUCCUUACUUCACUUUUGAAAACGACUGCAAACAAAUUGGAUACUUGUCUAUUCCUAUUUUAGAUAAAUCUUUAGGACAGAAUCGGAGGUUUGGUUGUACUUUCAUUUUUGGUGGAACUGAAAUAUGCGUAAAGGUCGUUGACAAAGAAAAUGGUAAAGUAACAUACGAAUCAAUUAAUUUUCUUGGAUGAUAGAUACAGUUAUACUUUGCCGUUGAAGGCGAAAACGACCUUUUUUAUUUUGAAAUAUUGUAUGCAAGAUAGUUCAAGUUGAACAUUGAUAUCAAGAAUCAGUUACAGUCGAUCUGGUGCAGUUACUGUUGUAUGAGCUGUUUAGACGUUUAUAUAUAUAUAUAUGUGUGUGUGUGUGUGUGUGUGUGUUUCUUUCCAAUAACCAUGUAAAUUUAAUAGAAUACAAAUACAAAUGCAAUUGAAAUGCUAGAUGAAAAUUAUAAAUAUUU